CCGCGGCACACCUUGCUUGGUCUGUAUGGCCCUUCCGAUCCUCGCCGCUGCCGCGGCGCUCCCUGCUGGUUACGCAUGCAACUGCGGCUGGACCGCAACCUACGCCUGCCCGUCUGCCGACAUGCCGGGCACGUCGGGCCGAUAUGCGUGGGACGACGGCUCCCAGUGCUACACGUACUGCUGCCUCACGCCGUCUCCCAGCCCACCGCCGCCGCCGGCACCGUCGAGGCCUCCCUUCCCGCCUUGGCUCCCGUACCAGUGCAGCUGCGAUUGGACCGCGGAGCACGCGUGCCCCGGCUGGGACAGCCCAGGGUCGAGCUGGCUCAAGCCGUGGGCGGACGACGACGGCACAAAGUGCUUCGAGUACUGCUGCUCGACGAUGCCGGCGCCUCCACCAUCGCCGCCUCCGCCUCCGCCGCCGCCGCCGGCACCACCGUACGAAUGCUGGUGCGGGUGGACCGACUGGUGGGCGUGCCCCGGCGCACCCAACGGCGGCAACUUUGGGUGGUACGCAACCGACGACGGCUCGGCCUGCCAUGACUACUGCUGCGGGGCGUCGUCGCCUCCGUCGCCGCCGCCACUGCCGCCCUCGCCGCCAUCGGAGCCGAGUCCGCCGCCCGCUCCGCCCUCUUUACCCUCGCCGCCCGCCCCCCCGUGCGUCGACGACGACGACUACGUGGGCGAGGUGCUCGGCGACGCGAGCAAGACGUGCGCCGACGUCAAGUCCCUCUACUUCCAAUCGCCGUUCGAGGCUGUCUUCCCCUCGACCACCUUUGAGCUCUGCCCGGCGGCGUGCGACAAACGGCCCGACGUGUGCUGCAGCACCUGCGGCUGCGACCUCUCCUUGCCGCGGCCGCCGCCGCCGCCCCCCGGCUUCUACUGCUCCUCCGGUCAGCCGGGCCCGGCCGAGGACCGGCAGCUGCAGGAGCUGCUUGGGACGGACGACAUCGAGUGCAGCGACCUGGAGCUGGCCAGCGGAGUCACCCUCGAGAUCGACGUCUGCGGCCUCGUCUGCGACUUUGUGCCCGAGAUGUGCUGCAACGCCUGCCUAUGCCCCUCGCUCGCCUCUCCGCCGCUGCCGCCCCCGCCGCCCACCUCGCCGCUGCCACCUCCGCCGCCGCCCGCGGCCCCGGACGAUGCGCCGCGGCCUCCUCCAGCGCCUCCAGCGCCGCCGGCCCCGCCGGCUCCCCCUCCCGCGCCGCUCGAGUGCGUCGACCAGGAGGAGAUCCUCAAGCGGCUGCUCGGCACCGACGAGGUGAGCUGCGGCUUCGCAAAGACCUUCAGCCUGUGCCCGAAGAUCUGCGCCGAGGCGGUCGAGGCGUGCCCCGCGACCUGCGACUGCUGCGACGACCUGCGCGCCUCCCCGCGCCUGCCGCCGAGGCCCCCCUUCCCUCCUCCCGCGGCGACCUGCGUGGACCACCCCGAGCUGCUCGCCGAGUACGGCGCCGCCGCCGGCCUCGAGGACUGCGGGGCGGUCGCGGGCGAAGGAGUUUGCGGGACCAUCUGCAGGCUCUUCCCGACGGCCUGCUGCAAGACGUGCUCGUGCGAGCUUCCCUGGCUGCAGCCCGGCCCUCCGCCGGCGCCGCCCGCCCUCCCUCCGUCGCCGUCGUGGCCCCCGGGCACGGUGGCCGCGCUGAGCCCACCCAGCGCCCCCUGCGAGGACGACGACGAGGCGCUCCGCGCCGAGCUUCGCGGGAUGGUGCCGCCGCUGCCCGGGCUCGACUUGAGCGAGGACAUCAACGGGCUGGACUGCGCGACGCUCCCGUUCGCGGAUGAGCAGUGCAGUUUGUUCGCGUGCCCAAAGGGCCUCUGCUGUGCCUCGUGCGGCUGCAACGAUGCUCCGCCCUCGCCGCCCGCGCUGCCUGGCGGCUGCCUCGGCGACAACGAGUUUCUGCUCGGGAAGAUUGCGAAACAGCUGCAAAACGUCCAGCUGCCCGGCCAGCCUGCGGUCCCCCCCUUGCCGCCCGGGCCGCCGGUGACCUGCAGCUACAUCAAGAGCACCGACAAUUGCGCCGCGUUCUGCGAGUACGCCGACUUUGUCUGCUGCGAGACGUGUAACUGCACCCUCGCGGCGGACCGUGGUGGCGGUGACUUUGUCGGGGACAGCAUCCUCGGGCAGGAGGCCGGAGACGAGGAUGAGUUCCCGCUGUGGAUCAUCCUCCUCAUCGUGGGCCUCGUCUUCCUCGUCCUGCUCUGCUGGGCCUUUGCCCUGAUGGGCGGCUCGUCCGGCGUGACCCGCUGGCUGAGGACGCACUUUUGGUACGGCGCGGAGCCUCCUCCGCCGGAGCUCGCCUUUGCGCAGGGCACCGUCGAGGAGCGGCCCGAGGGGUUCAAGGCCGACGGAAACGCCGACGGAAACGCGACCCCCCGCAUCCAAGACCUCCGAGCGUCCAUCGCCUCCAUCGGCCGCGCCUCGCGCGCCUCUGCGACGAGCGGGCGGCGUGUGAGCCUCGCCGAGCAGCGCGUGAGCCUCGUCGAGCCAUGAGCGCGUCCAGUAGGAGCCAGCUUCGGGCGAACGGCCACCUCGGUGGAUUGCCCCGCCGGCCGCGCAGAGAGUUUAUAGGCCCCACCGUGCCGGUUCCGGUGCGCAGAGUACGCGCUGCUUGCCUCCAGCGGAGACACCAUUCACGGAGCCCGCGUGCAGAGCGGGCUCCCAAUGGCUCCAUGUGCAUCAUUGGGCGUGGCAUGAAGGGUUGUCGUCAUCCCCAGUACCGCGGCAGCCAGCGAGAGAGACGGCCCACGCCCCACGCGCGGCGUGUCGGAGACGCCGCGAGAGCGAGAGAGAUGCAGAUGGCUACGUAUUGGGCGAGAGGCAGUGAGAGCUGCGAGAGGAUGUGAACGUGUACAAUACUGUUCCGCGCGGCAAUUCGAGUGUCCUUAUUUUGAACAGCUCGUACGUAAAUGCUGAUAGCUCGUC
Emiliania huxleyi CCMP1516 is the source of this 2917-nucleotide messenger RNA. RefSeq lists its product as hypothetical. The record is from RefSeq and is a predicted model, not a curated record. The transcript is spliced from 2 exons. Bases 26 to 2485 code for a protein of 819 amino acids. Lineage: Eukaryota; Haptophyta; Isochrysidales; Noelaerhabdaceae.